Dentiscutata heterogama is the source of this 786-nucleotide messenger RNA. Lineage: Eukaryota; Fungi; Glomeromycota; Glomeromycetes; Diversisporales; Gigasporaceae. The record is from the annotation of a GenBank genome assembly.
AUGGAUUUCAGACUCUACAAAAAACUAAUGGCACUCAAACAUGACUUAGGCUUAAAAAAUAAACCACAAGUCUCGAAUGUAGUUCAACUCAAUCUUGAUUUUAAAAAUAAUCCAUUACUUUUAAAUGUAGCUCGAAACAUUGCACUUUCUAAAAAUCUCAUUGUUAUUGCUAGGGCUGGUAUUUCUUGUAGCGGAGGGAUACCCGAUUUUAGAAGUUCAAAUGAUCUUUUUGAAAUGAUAAAACAAAAAUAUCAGGGUACCUUUAGUUCGGUCAGAGACUUAUUUGAUUCUAAUUUACAUAUAACUGACGAAGCUGUUGAAGCAUUUUAUAAUUUCAUGGCACAAGUAGUUCAAUUGCAUGGAACAUUGGCAAAUUUACAAUGUAACGUUUGUACAAAUGUCUAUUCUUUUACACAAGAAUAUUGUGAUAUUUUCACGAAAGUUGAAAUUCCAAAUUGCCCUAAAUGCGAAGAAAGAGUAAUCCUUUAUGGUGACAAACAUCUCAAAGAAUUAAAAAUUGAAGAAAUUGCAGCAUAUAAUAAAAAUAAAGCCGAUUGUUUGAUAAUAAUGGGAACUUCUUUAAGAAUUCCUAGAGUAAAAUGUCUUAUAAAAAUAUUCGCUAAAGCAGUUCAUGAUCGUAAUGGCUACGUGAUAAUGGUGAAUGCUACGAAUGUAGUUACUAAAGAAUGGAAUGGGAUCAUUGACUAUCAAAUAAUAGGUACUUGCGAUGAGUGGGUUAAACUUGUUAACAUGGAAUUAUCAAGCACAGAUCUCUGGUCCCAUUGA